AUGGCGAGUCAGUGUAAAAGGCAGCAAUGCACAAACGACAGGCGCGGCUUUCGGCAGGAACUUGACUCGUGGCGACACAAACUAGUUCACUGUGUAGGUUUUGAGAGCAUCCUCGAAGGUCUGUUUGGUCCAGAGCUGGUAGAAGACCUCACAUUAUUUAAGGACUUUGAGCCGACAGCCGUGUCUGACUGGUCAUUUGAUGAAAAUUGUCUUUUCUGUUGUUUGAGACGAGACAAAGUUAAGGAACACCUUAUUGGCUUAAGCAACGAGGAGCUUGAAGAUACAGCUAAACCUCUCCUCGUUAAAGAUCUGAACACAAUCAACAAACUAGAGAAACAAGCCGAGGAAUUUCUCAAUGCAGUCCUCAGCAGAAAAGAUGUGCCAAAUUUCUCUGACCCACACAUUCCUGUAGUGGCUCGAGAAAUCCUUCAGAGAAUGAUCCGACAGUUCGCUGCCGAAUAUACCUCAAAAACCAGCUCCCCUCAGGACAGUGGCUCUGAGUCCCAGCCUUGCUUUGACCAAAGCCCAGCCUUGCUCUCAGGGGCUGCUCCUUCUACCAGCCCUGCUGGGCCUGCACACAACCAGAACCCCGUCCUCAGCAAGCUCCUCAUGGCUGACCAGGAUGCUCCUCUUGACCUCACCAUCAAGAGGCCCCUGGCUGUGCCUCGUGAACAAGAUGGAGUUCUGGACUUAUCUAUCAAGAAGAAUCGCUGCAGCAGCAGCAGCAGCCUGCCUGUCCGUAGUCCCUGCCUUUCGCCAGCCACAUCCAUGCUCAAAGGUGAGCCUCUUGAUUUGCCUAUUGCAAAGGCCAAAGACCUGCAGUCCUCCUCCACGCUGGAACAGUUCAUGGCCAAACUCUGUCACCACCAUCAGAGACAGAUGGUAAACGCCAUCGGCUUUCUACAGACGGAGGUCAAAGCACUGACAUCUUCCAAUACACAGAAAGCCCCUAAAUCUACCUCUGGAAUCCAGGUAACGGCUUGUUCUACCGCAAAAUCCGGUGCAGUCACCGCUGAGAAGUCAUGCCCUGAGCUAAAGUUUCCCGGUAUAUUAACUCCCAAGUUAGAAGUCCAGGAAAUGUCCCAUUCUAUCCCAAGCAGCUGUGCAAUGAAAAACGUUCCAGAGAAUGCUGUUUCGCUGAAAACAUCGGCUAGCCCUGCUUUGGAUCUUCGCAGCCCGGGGUCCGGGGGAAAUCGAGCUCCGGUCACUCCCACUGCUAAUCCAAUGGAGGCAGAAAACAACCGUAAUGGUGAUCAUGCCCCUCUUAAGAUGAAAAUCAUGACCAGCAACGUUGCUGCUGGUAAGAAGUUGUCCUGUGUGCUCGACACCUCUCUUUCAUCUCACUCUGACACUUUGGAGGACAGACAGGGUAACUCCAAGACAUCCAACAGAACAGAAACUCAUAGUGCCAGACUCAGCUCCUCUGUGAAAAGACACAAUCAGACUAGUCACGCACAUCAAGCAAGGCAGAGAGAGACUCUGGGGCAUGCCAAAGAUAAACCAGGAAACCUGUUUUCAGUCCACAUGACCAUUCCUUCCGACUCUCCACGGACUGCCAGGAAGACCAUCAAGUCAUCUUCGGAUCAUCGGAUCAGGGACUCUGCUUGCAGGGGAAUAGCUGACCCUGAUCUUGGCCACUGCGACAUUGUUUUUAUUGACAAACCAAUUACAGAGUGUUUUAAGGAACAGCGGCGCGGUAUGUUUCCUCGCCGCAAUGCCAGAAAAAGCACCAGAGGACAUUUGUAUUCAGAUGAAAUCUGGGAGUUAAAAACGGUCCGUACAUUGGCUGGGAGGGGCAAGUGUCCCAAUCCAAUGCCAGAGCUUAUCACAUUGGUCACCCCGAAGCAAGUGCUUUCGAAGCCUGAAGGUGUACCACCUGUGAAUAUGCCCUUUGCUGGAGCGUGCAGAGAGGCAAUGAAUCAACACAUGUCCACAGAAGAGUCUGAUGAGAGUGUGAGUCUAGCAACAAGAGAUACGGUGGAGGUAGCAGCCAGUGAAGAAGAGAUUCCAGUUGAAACUACUCCGACAGACCAGUGUCAGGGAAAGGGGAAGUCUCCUCCUUCCUCUCCGAUUAGGCCUCCUACAGAAAACAAAGAAACAGAUGUGAACACAGAUGUAGAACAGAAUACGACAGGAGAUUCGGGGACAACGGCUAAAAGUGAAGAAAGUGUUGCUGAGGCUCCAUUUGAAGCAGAAAAAGAAAACACGCCCGAGCUUCAAGAGGACAUAGGUGAAAGUAAAGACCAAAUAGUCACAGAAACUGUAGUGGAACCAUCAGAGAAUGUUUCCACAGAAGAAAAUGAGCCCCAGAUGUCAUCAGUGCACAACAGUGAGCCUGUUCUCCAGCAAAAUAGAGCCCCAUCACCGGUGGCUCAAGUUGAGGAAGAAAAGGAGCAAAACAGUAGGGAGGAAAUACAAGACGAGCAACCGCAGGAGCUUCAAACGGACUCAAAGAUGCAGUACGACAACGUCGAGGUGACCGUUAAGUCCGACGCCACAGUGUCGGCAGAGGAGCCAAUGGAGAAAGAGACAGAAAUGAAAACAUCUGAAGCAGUUGACGGUGUUCUACCUUUAGAGAGCGAAGGUGACAAUGACAUUGACGUGUCCUCAAAGACACUUGAUGCGCUUUUGAAAGAAUUACCCCCUUGGCGUAGAAAAAAAGGGACUGUAGUUUCUCCACCAAAGCGGUUAAGAAAAACCGAAGGAGUGGUCGUGGGUUUUGUCAAUGGGAGACCCAUAUCGGCAUCUGACAGGAGUCUGCGCCGUAGAUCAAAUAACAGCACCACAUCACCGAAUAAAACCCCAAUGAAAUCUAGUCGGAAUGUCCCCAACAAGACUUCUGUUGAUUCUACUAUUGAUUCAACUGUUGAAAACAAAAGUCUGGAGAAACCUCUACCUGAAACCGACAGAGCUGUAAAAUCCAUUGAGACGACUCCUGGUGUUCAGCAGGUGAAAGAAUCACCCUCUGACACACCAUCAAGCCCGAAAUCUAAGAGCAAACAAAAGAAAGUUAAAAGAGAUCAGGAUAGUCUGCCGGUUCUCUCUGAUCAGCGGCAACUUCGAUCAGCCAGCCAGAGGCCUGCUGGUACUCCUUUAUCAUCUCCCAAAUCCAAUGCUGUCACUUCCAUUUUAUCUCCGAAACCUAUUGCUACCCCUGCUCUCACCCUUCCGUCUUCACUUCCUGUUGCUUCUCCUUCAAUCGGGUCAUCUUCCCCCACAGCCUCUGAGACGUGCCACCAGCAAGCAGUCCCAGAGACGACUGUCGUAUUAAACGUUGAAAAUAUUCAACAAGUUGAGGAAACCGUUGAAGAAUUGCAAAAAAACAAAGUAGAAAAUAUAGUGCAGGCCAAACUGAAACUAGGGUCUACAAAGGCUGUAGGAGAUGACAGUCAAAGUGAGCAACUUAACUGUGAGUUAUCAAGUCCGUUAGAAAAUCAAAGUCCUGAAAAGACAGAAAUGCAAAACAAGACUAUGCCACUAAGAAGUAAGCGGGCUCUCCGAAAGGAGGCAGAAGCAAUUGAUGCUGCUCCGUUGCAGAAGCAAAGUGUAGCAUCUCUAGAGGGCAGGUCUGCAAGCGGAGAUGAAAGCAGUUCUUCCCCAUCAGAAAAGCCCAAAAGAAUGCCUUUAAGAAGUGAGAGCAGUAAGGUUGAAAUGUCCCACCAGUCUGUUACUCAGUCGUCACCAGUGGACAACAAGAAAUUGGCUUUGAGAUCACAACGAUUGGCUGUAGCCUCUACCAGUGCUCCCACUGUAGAUGAAAGACAGAGUGACGUAACAUCCCCUGUGAGAAUCAUUUCAGAAAGGAUAAUCAAAGCUCCGGUGAAGCCCCUUCCAGUGUCGGUUGCGUCUACGUUGCCCCAGAGCUCAGCCGUUCCCGCCAUUACACCAAGAUCUGAGCGCACAAAACAAGCCAACAAAUUCUUUCAGAAUCUGACUGGAGAAGAAAACCAACACCUAAUUACAAAUCUGAACAUUAAGUAUGAUAAAAUGCAAAAGGGCUGGGUGCCGAUGGACAAAGAGGGUCAUCCAGUCACAAAAUACAGAAACAAAUCUGACAGACAGGCAGCUAUAUGGAAAAGCAAACGCAGGGCCCGAAAAUCAAAGUCUUCGGAACACCAGAAAUACUCACCGGUCCAAAUGCUCUUCAUGAAAGGUUUUAAUCUCACCAGCAUUUGCCGCUGGUUCCUUGACACCACAGAAACAAAGUCCCUCGUCAUUGUCAAGAAAGUGAAUACACGUCUUCCGUCAGAAACCCAGCUGUUCUUCCACAGCUCGUCGAGCGCUUCAGGGACCUCUCAGGGGGUAUUUCCAAGCCAACAGGCAGAGCGCUUAAAGAAACAUUUGAAAAAGUUUGCCAUUGCCUCUCCUGUAAAGAGCAACCCCAAGAAUCAGAGACUGAUUGCUAAAGCGCUGGAGCAAGAAGCCAACUCAGUCCAGGGGAAGGAGAGGGGAGAGUCUCCCAGUACGACUCCGACCAAGUCCCACUCGUCUGCCAAAGCCUCUGGAGAAGUAGCUGAAUCACAGAAGUCCUCUGGUAAAUCGAAGAAUCCAGCUAGUGCGAGGAUCUUAAGGAAAUACUCAAACAUCAGAGAGAAGAUGCAGGUUCAGCAAACCAAUGUUAGACUCAAAAAGGCCUCCAAAACGUUAAAAAAGAACAACAUGAGAAGGCUGGCGACCAAAAAGUCAUCCGCCAAGUCAAAUCUGAAACCAUCUCUAAGGGCAAAAAAGUCCCCCCUCCCUGUUGGUAAACAAAUGAAAGCAUCUGCAGCAAGAAUGGAAAGAAGGAGAACGUUGGCUGGCAAAAAAGCUCCAAAGCAUCCUGCUCAGCAGAGGCCAGACAAGGCUCCGGGCAGCGGUCGAGCUUCAAGAGACGCAACGAAAAACGACGAAUUGCCCAAGAGAUGUUCUCAACGACUCGGGUCUCCGAAGCAACCCGAACAUAACCCCGUCGACGCAUCGAAAAGCAAGGUCGACAAUAAAAAGCUAAUUGAAGCGGAGAAAAUAGAGGUGGAAAAACCCGCCUUGAAUAAAGCUGUUGCUGCAAAGAUCCAAACAAAGGAAUCUUCACAGAGCAGCGUCUCUGACAUCAAAGGCACAGAGCGCACUGCUGACGCCCCGCCGCAGGGCGUGGAGGUCAAGUCUCCGCCCUCGCCUGAUCAGGUACUAACACGGUCCCAGAGGAAAAUUGAGGCGGCAGUCUCUUUGCGUGGGAGCUCUGCUUCAAAGAGGCCCACGAAGUCCUCGAAGACGCAGAGCGCCUCCCCCAAAGCGGCCAGGAGGAGCGAGGAGGCGGCGCUGCCGAGGCGAGCGGCGGUCCGGCCCUCUGCAAAGAGAAAGCGCACCGCCUCGCUGCCGCGCCGCAAAACAACAUCGGCGACCAAGAGAGCUCGGGCGCUUUCGCAGACCCCGGCUAAGCGCACCAGGACGUCGCUCUCAAAAUGAAGAGAGAGAGAGGGAGAGAGAUCAUCUUUUAUUAAGAGGAUUUUGUCAAACUUUACCUGUAAUAUAUUCAGAAGGCCCAGAAGUAUCUAUUUUCUACUUCCACCGAACUCUUCAGAGGGCACCUUUUUCAGUCGGCAGGAACAGAUUUUGAAAGUAAUUUCAGCUUUUGUAAAGCGUCAGUGUGAAAUGUGUUUGCUGAGCUCUUGCUCCGCGCUCGGGGACGGCAGACGAGUCCCGCGGGACGUCCAGUGGGACUCGUUUCUCUUUGGCUUUCAGCACCCUGGAGAACAUGGCCCGUCAAACCUCACCGCUCUGUGGAGAUGCUUUUCUUCAGCUUUUCAAUACGACGUGUACCUACAGAGGCAAUGUGUAUCUCCAGCCUGUCUUCCAAUCAAACGUCUGUCUCUGUGACUCUUGUGACCCGGUGCCUUAUUUAUGAAGUGUAAAGGAAUGGAGUGAGUUGCUGAAUGUGAAACCCUGUUAUUUAGUUCAAACAACUUUAGAUUCCUGGAGAGGGCGUCGACAUUCAUUUGCUUCGCAGAGUGUUCGUAAAUAGUUUCCGCCCCGAGCGUCGUCUGUCAAUUCUCACCUUGAUUGAGGCUUUCAAAUGUUCUGAUUUAAUCUUACCUGCCAGGUUUAUUUUUAUAUUCUCAUUUUGCCAGAGCAUUAACUUAAUAUUGUUCUUACUAUAGUUGUACUCGAUGCAAAUAUGAGUCUGCAUUAUUAAAACAGACGGGUGUGAUCUGUAUGUGUCAUGACAAACGUUUUUUUUCUUUUUCUUUCCGAUGUUUUGGGGUUGUUUUCAUCACUGUGUCGCUCUGCAGUCCCUUGUUAUCCGCUCGUAACAGCGACUUCACUUUAAAUAGUUCACCUGCUUCUGUAUCUGUUAAGUCUCGUUGAUGUGGGCGACAGUUUGAGCAACUCUCGUUCGAGCGGUUGUCUUUCUACGACUGAAACCCCAAAGUAUAUUUAUGCCUCUGAGCUUUGAAGAUGCUAACCUCAUUCAAUAAUGUGUUUGUGCAUUUGGUGCCCGUCAAAAUGCUGUCCUGACAAAUGAUCUGAAAUGACUUUGAGAUCCUGGCUUGUAUCAUUUCGCAACACUAUUUCAUCCCAGCAAAGACCUGACAAGUAUGUAUAUUUAGUCGGUUCAUAUGAAUGACGUUUGCGGCCACUUGAGCAUCAGUAGCAGAUGACAGGGAGAUGAAUUCCUUCCCUAAUUAUUAGAGUUGGAUAUAUGUUUGGGGUAGUCUAGUCACACUUCUGAGUUGUUAAUCAAAGUAUGGUGCAGUUUUAUGUUGUUUGUUUUAUUAUUGUUGGACAGAUGUUCUCAUAUUGUGAAGUUUCUUAACUUCCAGUAGUGUUUGGCAUUAGUGUAUCGUCAAUUGUCAUUUUUAGCACAGUGUUGUUUUUUAUUCUGUUCAUUUCACUUAGAGGGUAAAUCAUCUGUAAAUGCAAAACAUGUCUCAUGUUUUUAUUGUUAUUUAAAAACUUCAUGUAGGCUAACGGAUUGAGCAAAUCUAAACCAGCCCACCGAAUCAGACUUGAACAUGUUUAUUUGCAGUUGCUAUUUAAAGAUUUUGGUUUUGUAUGAUAGAAAGAAACAAACUGCUUUAUUUGUGGUGAUCCCAUGAAUGAUACAUCUUUAUGUUCAGAACUUUGUAUUUUUGCUGGAGUUGAUAUAAAGAUGUUUAAAUUUUA
Pseudoliparis swirei is the source of this 7140-nucleotide messenger RNA. Its product is annotated as serine/arginine repetitive matrix protein 2. The record is from RefSeq and is a predicted model, not a curated record. The transcript is spliced from 7 exons. Bases 1 to 5442 code for a protein of 1813 amino acids. Lineage: Eukaryota; Metazoa; Chordata; Actinopteri; Perciformes; Liparidae.